AUAUACUUUCUAGUCUUGGUUACGUCGGAAUUCGUGUCCUUGCAAAAAUUUACGAAUUAACCAUGAAAGAAAUAGAGGAAUUUGUGGGAAAAGUGUUAGGUUCGGAUAAGAUGACAAAAAAUAUGUCGUUGACAGAAAGACAAGAACAAUUCGGCAAAACAUUUGCUUCCAACCCAAAAAGUUUUAUGUUCUUACCUGGAGACAAAGUUGUUCUUCGCGUCAUCAGUGAAGUCUGUAAACAAGUCCUAGAAAGCUACCAAAGUGUGUUAUCCCCUCAUGAAAAGAAGAACAAGUCUAAAUCAACAACGUUCUCUUCUGGAAAGCAGUUUACAGCAAUGACUGGGAAAUCUGGAAGUGACCAGCUGACUUCUAAAGUUGAUUCUGAUAUUCUAGUGGAUGAAGAGGCAACCACAACUGUGAAUAAGUUGACAUUAGAAGAAUAUCUUCUACGUUGGGAAAACCGACUUAAACUUCAGAACAUGUCUUCUUUGUUUUCAAUUAAAGAAAAUAUUAUCACCUGUUUGAUGAAGCAGUGGAACUCUGCCAUAUGUAAAUGUCAGAUUAAAGCUCAGAGAGAUAGUAAUGGACACUGGAAGAUUUCUAAUUAUACAAAGCUUAUCCAGCAGAUACAUCUCAGUAAACCAAAUAAUAUUUCUGCGAAAAGUGCCAGUGAUGGAGACCUGAGAAAUUUCUUCUCCUCAAGAAAUUAGAGCCAUUAGAACGAGUGUACCGUCUGUGGUACUGUGUAUUUUGUCUCAGAUACUGGCGUUGUUGGUUGUCCUGCUAUGACGUAUAUCCUUUAGCGAAGCAUUUCAUCACGCUGAACGCUUACUUGUGCAUCGAAAUCAAUGCCCAUUCAUUGGUAAUGUUAAUUUUAAGAUUACAAGAAAGCAGGACCCCUGAACUAUUUAUGCCAUGGCUGUUUUCAAGCCAGCCUUGUGAAUCCUAUUUCAAAGCAGCACGAUCGUUCACUCCUGUUGGCAGUAGUCAAUUAACUUUUACUUUACAAGAUUUUCUGUACAAUCGAUGUCGCAAAAUUGAUUUUCAAUUGCGCUUGAUUUCAUCGUCUAAAUCAGAUGGAAUUAGAUUGCCCAGAAUUGAAAAAAACCCUUGAACGCUUUGGGGGG
Daphnia magna is the source of this 1127-nucleotide messenger RNA. RefSeq lists its product as uncharacterized. The coding region runs from base 63 to 710 and encodes 215 amino acids. The transcript has 2 exons. The record is from RefSeq and is a predicted model, not a curated record. Lineage: Eukaryota; Metazoa; Arthropoda; Branchiopoda; Diplostraca; Daphniidae.